Kogia breviceps (pygmy sperm whale) is the source of this 1826-nucleotide messenger RNA. The record is from RefSeq and is a predicted model, not a curated record. NCBI's taxonomy places the organism in Eukaryota, Metazoa, Chordata, Mammalia, Artiodactyla, Physeteridae.
AGGUCAUGGGAAGUAAAGGCAGCUCAGGAGGGUAUGGACUCAGAGAAAGGGGCCUGGAGGAGUGGGGGUGGGGGGUGUCAGGAGUUGAGAGAGACUUACUGAGGGGAGUGGGAACCCCGGGGGCCAGAAAUAUGAUUGAGGUGAUGCAGAGGGAGUUUCUCCGCAAGAAAGUCAUCUGAGACGUUGGAGGAGCGGUUUGAGCAGAGGGUGGGGACCGGUCCACCUGAAAGCCCCAUCCAGGCUAUGGGCAUCAAGACAGCCUUGCCCGCGGCAGAGCUGGGCCUGUACUCCCUGGUGCUGAGCGGAGCCCUAGCCUAUGCUGGCCGGGGCCUCCUUGAGGCUUCACAAGGUGGGGCCCACAGGAAAGCCUUCCGGGAGUCUGUGCAACCUGGCUGGGAGUACAUUGGCCGGAAGAUGGACGUGGCUGACUUCGAGUGGGUGAUGUGGUUCACCUCCUUCCGCAACGCCAUCUUCUUCGCUCUCUCCGGACACGUACUGUUUGCUAAACUCUGCACUAUGGUUGCCCCCCAGCUCCGCUCCUGGAUGUAUGCUGUGUACGGGGCCCUGGCCGUGGUGGGCACGAUGGGCCCUUGGUACCUGCUGCUGCUGCUUGGCCACUGCGUGGGUCUCUAUGUUGUCUCACUCUUGCGCCAGCCCUGGCUCUGUCUCGGCCUCGGCCUGGCCAGCCUUGCCUCUUUCAAGCUGGACCCCCUCAUCUCCUGGCAGAGCGGGUUUGUAACAGGGACUUUUGAUCUUCAAGAGGUGCUGUUUCACGGGGGCAGCGGUUUCACGGUGCUGCGUUGUACCAGCUUUGCGCUGGAGAGCUGUGCCCACCCUGACCGCCGCUACUCCCUAGCUGACCUGCUCAAGUACAAUUUCUACCUGCCCUUCUUCUUCUUCGGGCCCAUUAUGACCUUUGAUCGCUUCCACGCUCAGGUGAGCCAGGUGGAGCCGGUGCGGCGAGAGGGCGAGCUGUGGCACAUCCGGGCCCAGGCGGGCCUCAGCGUGGUAGCCAUCGUGGCCGUGGACAUCUUCUUCCACUUCUUCUACAUCCUCACCAUUCCCAGUGACCUCAAGUUCGCCAGCCGCCUCCCGGACAGCGCCCUCGCUGGCCUAGCCUACUCAAACCUGGUGUACGACUGGGUGAAGGCGGCCGUCCUCUUCGGCGUCGUCAACACCGUGGCGCGCCUCGAUCACUUGGACCCGCCCCGGCCUCCCAAGUGCAUCACAGCACUCUACGUCUUCGCCGAGACGCAUUUUGACCGUGGCAUCAACGACUGGCUUUGCAGGUACGUGUAUGACCACAUUGGUGGGGAGCACACUGCGGUGAUCCCAGAGCUGGCGGCCACUGUGGCCACAUUUGCCAUCACCACUCUGUGGCUCGGACCUUGUGAUACUGUCUACUUGUGGUCAUGCCUUAACUGCUUUGGCCUCAACUUUGAGCUCUGGGUACAGAAGCUGGCAGAGUGGGGUCCCCUGGCACGAAUUGAGGCCUCUCUGUCGGAGCAGAUGUCUCGCAGGGUCCGAGCCAUCUUUGGGGCCAUGAACUUCUGGGCCAUCAUCAUGUACAACCUUGUAAGCUUGAACAGCUUUGAGUUCACAGAGCUGGUCGCCCAGCGCCUGCUACUCACAGGGUUCCCCCAUACCACGCUGGCCGUCCUGUUUGUCACCUACUGCGGUGUCCAGCUGGUGAAGGAGCGAGAGCGAACCCUGAUGCUGGAGGAGGAGCAGAACAAAGAGAAGCCCGAGUAGGGGAGAUGGGGGGAGGGCUGGGCUCUGCUCAGCUAUUCCUGGGAGAGGCCUGACUGAUAGAAUAAAAGACUUUU